Emys orbicularis (European pond turtle) is the source of this 660-nucleotide messenger RNA. RefSeq names its product heat shock protein 30C-like. The record is from RefSeq and is a predicted model, not a curated record. The coding region runs from base 1 to 660 and encodes 219 amino acids. The transcript has a single exon. Gene Ontology annotation, biological process: protein refolding; response to heat; negative regulation of apoptotic process. NCBI's taxonomy places the organism in Eukaryota, Metazoa, Chordata, Testudines, Emydidae. Gene Ontology annotation, cellular component: cytoplasm; nucleus.
AUGCUCCCGCUCAGAGUGUGGCUUGGCAGCAGCGCCCCAGUGUCCAGGCUCCUGGGGCCGGGUCCCCACAGCCUCUUGGCCCAGCUGGUGGGGGACAUGCAGACACACCUGGAGGAGAUGGAGCGAAUGAGACACUCCCUCCUUCUGGCUUAUCCCCUUCUCUGCGGAGAGGGCGAGGGGAGGAGGACGCCGAGGCCGAGCAGCCAGUCCCUGGAUGAGGGUGCUGGGAAGGAGCCCGGCUCCCAGGCGCAGGGGAAGGACAAGUACCAGGUCUCCAUGGACGUGAGCGGCUUCUCCCCAGCUGAGCUGAUGGUGAGAGUGGACGGGAGGAAGCUGACCGUGACGGGGAAGCAUGAGAAGAAAACGGCGUCGGAGGCUGGGGUCUGCUCCCACGAAUACAGAGAGAUCCGCAGAGAAACUCUCCUGCCGGAAGACGUGAACGUGGAGGCCGUGCUCUGCUCCCUGUCCCAGGAUGGGCAGCUCUGCAUCGAGGCGCCACAUCUGGCCCUGCCCGCUGCAGGAGGGAGAGCCGUUCCCAUCAGCGUCUGCCAGGGAGUGAAGGCAGGAGAAGGAAACCUGGCCACGGAGGGAAAGGAGCCGGGGAGCAGUGAGAUGGAAACAGGAGGAGAGAGCGAGGAGACCAGCCCCAGAGAUUCCUGA